UCAAGUCUAUUUUUUUCACAGCACUGAAUGUCAUGUGGUGUUUGUGAAGUACAGCUUACUUAUUUGAUUUUAUGGUGGAAUUUGUUAAUUUUCGUGUUUAUUUCUAUGCACUGUGGCUUUAUUCCAGCGUAAGUGGCGCAGCAAAAAUAGACUUGGCGCCGAAACGAUCGCGACACUGCCGCUUCUGCUCUGCUCCUGCUACGUGCCGCCUCUGCGUGCGGUGUGAAUACUCUGAUCUGUUAACAUGGGCGCCGAAAAAAAUAUGCGCUGCUUACGCGUGCGGUGUGAAACCGGCGUCAGUUUGCAGUCAGUUGUAGUCUGAGCGGUGUGUUCAAGCGCAGCUUUUUGGUCCAGACCCUGUCGAGAUGAGGCAACAACACCGUCAGCUUUUGUCGCUGCUAGUUCUUUGAAGUCGGCUUGGUGUGUCCCGCCUUAAAUGCUUUUAUGUUGGUUUUCACAUCUUUUGCUUUGUGGCUUUAAACUGCGGAUAACUUGUAUUUGUCUUUUUUUCUUUUCUUUUUUUUUGCUUUAGACCUGCUGGUGCUGAAAGAGGAGAAUCAAGAUCCGAAUGAAAUGGAACAGACAGAUCAGUAUGAGAAACACCAUGAUGUCAUAACUGGUGAAAAGGCCACACAGACUAAAACGACUUCCAAACGAAAAAGAGCUCAGAAAACCAAAUCUAACAGCCAUUUCACCUGCCGUCAUUGUGGGAGGAGUUUCGGUGAAAAACAAAAACUUCAAAUGCACGUGAGAGUUCACAAUGGAGAGAGGCCAUUCCCCUGCCAAGAGUGUGGAAAGAGCUUCACUCAGCAAGGAGCCCUUAAAAGUCACAUGAGAACUCACUCAGGAGAGAGGCCAUUCACUUGCCAGCAGUGUGGAAAUGGUUUCACUCAAAAAGCACACCUUAAAAGUCACAUGAGAACUCACUCAGGAGAGAGGCCAUUCACCUGCCAGCAGUGUGGAAACAGUUUUACUCAACAAGGAGCCCUUAAUAAUCACAUGAGAGCUCAUUCUGGAGAGAGGCCAUUCCCCUGCCAACAGUGUGGAAAGAGUUUUACUCAACAAGGAGCCCUUAAUAAUCACAUGAAAACUCACUCAGGAGAGAAGCCUUACACCUGCCAGCAGUGUGGGAAGAGUUUCACUCAAAAAGCAAACCUUCAAAGUCACAUGAGAACUCACUCAGGAGAGAAGCCUUACGCUUGCCGUCAGUGUGGAAAGAGUUUCACACAUUUAUACUCCCUUCAUUUCCACAUGAGCAUUCACUCUGGAGAGAAGCCUUAUACAUGUGAACAGUGUGGAAAGAGUUUCCCUGCAAAACAAAGCCUUAAAGUCCACAUGAGAGUUCACACUGGAGAGAAGCCUUACUCUUGCGAGUAUUGUGGGAAGAGUUUCACACAUAUAUACACCCGUAAUUACCACAUGAGAGUUCACACUGGAAAGCAGCUGUUCACAUGUGAUCGUUGUGGAAAGAACCUCGCAACAGAAUUUAGCCUUAAGUGUCACAAGAUUAGGCACACUGGAAAGAAACCCUUCAAAUGUGAUCAGUGUGGAAGGGGUUUUGUACGUAAGAUAAGCCUUGAUUACCACAUGAAGACUCAUUCAGCAGAGAAAUGCUGUAAAUGUGCUCAGUGUGGAAAGAGUUUCAGUCAUAAAGCUAGCCUCAGUGCUCACAUUAAUAAACACAGGAAGCCUGUGGGAAGAGCAUCCCACAAAUAGAAAAUCUUAAUAUUCACAUGAAAUAUGUGUGGAAUUAUUUUCAUAUGCCAUCAUUGUGCAAAGUGUUUCACAGUCAAAGGAAACCUGAAGACUCAUAUAGGAGUUCACGCUGGAGAGAGGCCUUUCAAGAUCAUUCUGGAAAUAAAGUGUGACUGUGAUGAGGUUUACCAUUUCAAAAAUCGGCAACAUAUUCAUUCUGGAGGAAGCCAUGAAGCACCUUCAUAGCCAUGUCUUUUAUUUGUAUUCUUCACUUUUUAAUACUUGUCUUGAGGCUUUAUAUAUGUAUGUAUAUGAUCUCCUGUAUCCACACCUAAAUGUAUCAAAUAUUACAGUAGAC
Molecule: messenger RNA, 2053 nt
Organism: Sinocyclocheilus rhinocerous
Lineage: Eukaryota; Metazoa; Chordata; Actinopteri; Cypriniformes; Cyprinidae
Product: gastrula zinc finger protein XlCGF8.2DB-like
Exons: 2
Coding region: 574-1716 (380 amino acids)
Biological process (GO): regulation of transcription by RNA polymerase II; embryo development
Cellular component (GO): nucleus
Molecular function (GO): DNA-binding transcription factor activity, RNA polymerase II-specific; RNA polymerase II transcription regulatory region sequence-specific DNA binding
Source: RefSeq, a predicted model, not a curated record